Molecule: messenger RNA, 2227 nt
Organism: Aspergillus uvarum CBS 121591
Lineage: Eukaryota; Fungi; Ascomycota; Eurotiomycetes; Eurotiales; Aspergillaceae
Exons: 1
Coding region: 250-2145 (631 amino acids)
Biological process (GO): glycerophospholipid catabolic process
Cellular component (GO): intracellular membrane-bounded organelle; cytosol
Molecular function (GO): A2-type glycerophospholipase activity
Source: RefSeq, a predicted model, not a curated record
CUUCUAGCCGAUUAGUGAGCAGUCAUGCAGACCCAUCUUUCAGCUCAAUUUCUUUCGGCCCCAGUGGAGCUGCAUCGCCCAAGGCUUUCCGGGGGGUCCGCAGAUCGCCUGGUGUUCUCGAAGAAUAUAAGGGAAUUGGGCAUUUCGCUUUUGCACCAUUUUCCUUCCUCUUUUCUCGCGACUUGAUCUGCCUCUUUCCUCCCCCCUUUACUGGUCAGGUUCCUCCCUGUCCGCACUCCCCUGUCGAUCAUGAAGCUGUCUCUUGCUGUCGCGGCAGCGGCUGGCGUCGUCCAGGCCGCCUCGCUGCCUCCUGCGGCGGUCGAGGUGGCUGUUCGGGCGCUUCCCAAUGCCCCCGAGGGCUACACCCCCGACAACGUGACCUGCCCGUCCACCCGCCCCAGCAUCCGUGAUGCCGACAAUCUCUCCACCAACGAGACCGAAUGGCUCCAGGUGCGCCGCAAUGUCACCCUGCAGCCCAUGAAGGACUUUUUGGGGCGGUUGAACCUCAGCGGCUUUGACGUCGCCUCCUAUCUCAACACCCACGCGAGCAACAUCUCCAACAUCCCCAACAUUGCCGUCGCCGCCUCGGGGGGUGGCUACCGGGCGCUGACGAACGGCGCGGGUGGCCUGAAGGCCUUCGACAGCCGCACGGAGAACUCCACCAACACCGGUCAGCUGGGUGGUCUGCUGCAGUCUGCUACCUAUGUGGCUGGUCUGAGCGGUGGUAGCUGGCUGGUCGGGUCGAUGUUCGUCAACAACUUCUCCUCCAUCAGCGAAUUGCAGGCCAGCGACCGGGUCUGGGGUUUCUCCAAGUCUCUGCUCGAGGGCCCUAACUAUGACACCAUUCAAGUCCUGAGCACCUACGAGUAUUGGAAGACCAUCACCGACCAGGUGGACGGGAAGUCGGGGGCCGGUUUCAACACCUCCUUCUCGGAUUACUGGGGUCGUGCCCUUUCCUUCCAGCUGGUCAAUUCCUCCCAGGAUGAUGGCGGUGCUGACUACACCUGGUCCUCCAUCUCCCUGAUGGACGACUUCAAGAACGGCCAGUACCCCAUGCCCAUUGUCGUCAUGGAUGGCCGUAACCCCGGCGAGGUCAUUGUUGAGAGCAAUGCGACGGUCUACGAGGUCAACCCGUGGGAGUUCGGCUCUUGGGAUCCGUCUGUCUAUGCCUUCGCUCCGUUGCAGUACCUCGGUUCGAGGUUCGAGAACGGCAGCGUGUCGGAGAACGGCACCUGCGUGCGUGGCUUUGACAAUGCCGGUUUCAUCAUGGGCUCCUCCUCCACUCUCUUCAACCAGUUCCUGCUGCAGAUCAACAGUACCGACAUCCCCACGAUUUUCAAGAAUGCCUUGACCGACAUCCUGGAAGACCUGGGUGAGCGGGGUGACGACAUUGCCGUGUACUCCCCCAACCCCUUCUACGGCUACCGUGAGGCUAGCGAAGAUUAUGCCACCGCUGCCACCUUGGAUGUUGUCGAUGGUGGUGAGGAUCUUGAGAACAUCCCAUUGCACCCGCUCAUCCAGCCCGAACGUCACGUGGAUGUGAUUUUUGCUAUCGAUUCUUCUGCUGACACCGACACUUACUGGCCCAAUGGAACCUCGCUGGUGGCCACCUACCAGCGCAGCUUGAACAGCUCCGGUAUUGCCAACGGCACCGUCUUCCCUCCCGUCCCGGAUGUGAACACCUUCGUCAACCUGGGCCUGAACAAGCGCCCGACCUUCUUUGGCUGUGACCCGAAGAAUCUCUCCGGUCCUGCUCCGCUCGUCGUGUACUUGGCUAACUCGCCCUACACCUACGAGUCGAACUUCUCCACCUUCAAGCUGACUUACUCGGACGAGGAGCGCGACAACGUCAUCACCAACGGCUACAACGUGGUCACCCGCGGUAACGGGACCCUCGACUCGAACUGGACCUCUUGUGUUGCCUGCGCCAUCCUGCAGCGCUCGACCUACCGCACCAACACCACCCUGCCGGACAUCUGCACCACCUGCUUCAACGACUACUGCUGGAACGGCACGACCAACAGCACCGUGCCGACGGAGUACGAGCCCACCCUCUACCUGACGACCAGCGGCUCGAGUAAGAGUAUGCUGCACCGCUCAGCGGCCGGUUUGGCCUUUGCGGUGACUAUGUUUUUGGCUUAUUAGAUGGGAGUGAUUUUUGAGAUGGAGACUUCAUGUACAAACGUUGAUAGUUAUGGAUAUCUGUUGAUAGUAAUGGAUCGAUGAA